AUGUCUUCCCAACCGAACCAUCAGACUUCAACAUCAAGUUUACUCCAUGAUCGCUUGCAUAUCCCUGCAGAAACAAUCACUGCGAAGGAGCCCGAGGACACGUGUCAAACACAGAGAAAAGGGAAGAGAGCAGUAUUGUAUGAGCAUGACCUUAAGGAUGAUCAGGAUCAUGGCUCAAGUGGUUCAAAGAAACAAGACCAUAACGCUAAGGAGCGUUUAAGAAGGAUGAGACUUCAUGCCUCUUACCUCACUCUUGGCACUCUUCUUCCUGAUCAUUCUUCUUCUUCAAAGAAGAAAUGGUGUGCACCGUCUAUAAUCGAUAGAGUGGUCACUUACAUUCCCAAUCUACAAAAUGAAGUUGUAGAGCUAACUCUCAGAAAGCAAGAGCUUGUGGAUGCAAUGGAGAGCAAGAAGUCCCGAGAGCUAGAGCAACGAAGUCCUUCAAUUAGAACAAUCUCGGUUCAUGAAUUGGAAGGAUCAGGUAAUGAGGCUGUUGUACAAAUAUGCACGAAGAAGGAAAAGGCAGAGGAGUUCUCAAACUUGCUUCAUGUAAUGGAGGUGCAAGGUUUUAGUAUCUUAAAUGCUUCUACAACUCAAGUUUGUAGAGAUCAAAAGGUGGUUUCUUACCACUUCCAUGUGAAGAUGGAUGAAAGGCCAAGUGGAGGUGAUGACUACAUCACAAUGUUGAAGAAAAACAUCAUUUCUUCGCUCUCGUGA
Molecule: messenger RNA, 717 nt
Organism: Microthlaspi erraticum
Lineage: Eukaryota; Viridiplantae; Streptophyta; Magnoliopsida; Brassicales; Brassicaceae
Source: the annotation of a GenBank genome assembly